Messenger RNA from Penicillium lagena, 1947 nucleotides. Its product is annotated as putative lipase. Gene Ontology annotation, biological process: triglyceride catabolic process. Bases 1 to 1947 code for a protein of 648 amino acids. The record is from RefSeq and is a predicted model, not a curated record. The transcript has a single exon. Gene Ontology annotation, molecular function: triacylglycerol lipase activity; sterol ester esterase activity. Gene Ontology annotation, cellular component: cytosol. NCBI's taxonomy places the organism in Eukaryota, Fungi, Ascomycota, Eurotiomycetes, Eurotiales, Aspergillaceae.
AUGAAAAUCAAGCCCAAGUGGCUGCGUGAUUUGGCAUCGCUCGUGUUUACGGUUUACUAUCUCAUUGCUGCGGAGCGUGCAGAUGAUAAAGUUCGUCGUGUGCGCGCCACCCUGACCGUCGAGCAUCUGCGCGUCGCGUGGAAUAAAGCGACCACGCCGUAUCUGUGGGCGAUGGCGAAAUUGGUGCGCCCGCGGUUGACAAGGUACUCGCCGCGGGCAAUUCGGAUUCCACGUCCUGCGCAGUCGGUUCAUACCGAGCCUGUUAAUGCGUGGCUGUACUUUGACGGACCGUUGAGUGCGCUGCGGGACCAGACAUGCUUGGUGCUGGAUGUUCCCGGCGGCGGGUUCGUGGCCAUGAGUCCACGAAACUCCGAGGAUAAACUGCUUGCUUGGGCGGGACAGCUCAAGGUGCCGAUUCUGAGUAUUGAUUACAAGAAAGCGCCCGAAUAUGCAUAUCCAUAUGCCCUGCACGAGUGUUACGAUGUCUACCACGCCAUCGUCCGUUCCUCCGGGCGCUGUAUGGGGCUAAGUGGCGAGAUUCGUCCGCGUGUGGUGGUCACUGGUGAAAGCGCGGGUGGUAAUCUUGCAGUGGGGAUGGUCUUGAUGGCGCUGCAGUCGGCUAUGGCACAAGGCUGGCAAGGCGACGAUGUGCUCCCGCGACCGGAUGGCGUCGUACUCGCGUAUCCGGCACUGAAUAUGCAGGUUGCAAGCUGGAUGACAGAUGAGCAGAUGUCGUUGAUUCAGGACAAAGGCUCGAGUAAUACGAACCGCAGCGUUCUUGAACGAAAACGGGAUCAAUAUCGCAAGUUGACGCCUUUCACUUCGCCUGGUCAUUCCGUUGAGGCCCUGACCGAGCUCUCUCCCUCAAAUGGUGAGCAAAAGGACAAACAAAACGAUGUGCCAAGCGAGGUCGCCAAAUCCCUCGAAGAGAGAAUUAAAAAGAGUGAUAUCCUCGCCGCAAACAAGACAGACGAAGUCCAGCCCCUGCGGACCAGACUUGCAGUUUCAUCGAUGAUCUCCUAUGUCCACGACCGUAUCCUCACGCCCGAAAUGAUGCGCGCCAUGAUUAUCCUGUAUAUCGGACCACACCAUCGUCCAGAUUUCAGCACAGACUUCUGGCUUUCUCCAGUCCUUGCCCCCGAUGCCUUACUCGCAAGAUUCCCCAAAACAUACAUCCUUACUGGCGAGCGCGAUCCAUUAGUCGACGAUACGGUCAUUUUUGCUGGCCGUUUGCGCCAGGCAAAACUGGGCCAGUUCCGUGAACGCCACGAUAUGGGUUUGGAAAAGUCACAGCGCCAGUUCCACGAGAAAGACCACGUGGAAGUCUCCCUGAUCCCGGGGGUAUCGCAUGGGUUUAUGCAGAUGGCCGGCUUCUUUCCCGAAGGAUGGAAGUAUAUCAAUCGCAGUGCGAAGUGGAUUGAAGAUCUGUUUGAUGCCGCCUGCAAGCGGAGCCCGCAAUCAAGUCUCCUCCAGUCGACGAAUAGGUCUGCCAUGAACGGCUCUGGAAGGUCACCAAAUUGGACCACGCACACUCCUAAUUCCAUUUACCAGCGCCGAAAUCACUACCGCAGCCUCACAGGCGAAUCAUCGGGCGAUGAGGAUCGGCCUCUGGAAAUGAGUAUUGGCAAAUUAACACCAAUGACACAACCUGAAAACACGGAAGAUUCCCGUCCCCGACACAAGAAAUCCCGGUAUCAGCUACCGGGACGGCUGACGACAAUGAAUGACAAGCAAACUACAAACAAGCAUUCCCACCUAACUCACCGAGUCGACUACUUCUCUGCAGACGAGACAAAUAGCGCACCGGAGAGCCCGGUUGCAACCCGUCCCCGUGGACGAAGCAUCAGCUCUCUCGGAAGUGAGGAAGAUAUCCUCGAUCGCAGAAUGAAUGGAUUAGCGGGCGGAUUAAUGGGACUCGGCGAGAGAGCGCAGACACCCGGUCCGUGA